CCCUCCAGCACAGCAGAUCGAUCAGCCUUCCUUCCUUCCUUCCUUCCUUCCUUCCGUCUCUAAGCUCGCCGGAUCUCUGAAAAUGCCGCCGAAAUUCGAUCCCUCGCAGGUCGUCGAGGUCUACGUCCGCGUCACCGGCGGCGAAGUCGGCGCCGCCAGUUCGCUCGCUCCGAAGAUCGGUCCUCUCGGUCUCUCUCCCAAAAAAAUCGGUGAAGACAUUGCCAAGGAGACCGCCAAGGAUUGGAAGGGCCUCCGCGUGACGGUGAAGCUCACCGUCCAAAACCGUCAGGCCAAGGUCGCCGUCGUCCCCUCCGCUGCCGCAUUGGUUAUCAAAGCACUUAAGGAGCCGGAGCGCGACCGUAAGAAGACUAAGAACAUCAAGCACAGCGGCAACAUUUCGCUCGAUGAUGUAAUCGAGAUCGCCAAGGUUAUGAGCCCGCGGUCCAUGGCGAAGGAUUUGUCUGGCACCGUUAAGGAGAUUCUCGGCACCUGUGUUUCCGUUGGAUGCACUGUUGAUGGAAAGGAUCCCAAGGAUUUGCAGCAGGAGAUUACCGACGGCGAUGUGGAUAUUCCGCAGGAUUGAGCUGAGCUAUGAGCCGAGCCGACAAAAAAAAAAAAGCAAAGCAGUAAUUCUAAAUUCUGUUAUUUAUUUCUGCUUUAUUUUCGAGAACUUGUUAUUCAGUGCCGGUGGAGUUUUCAGUUUAUUUUGAAUGAGAUUUUAGCUUAUA
Andrographis paniculata is the source of this 728-nucleotide messenger RNA. Its product is annotated as 60S ribosomal protein L12-like. Gene Ontology annotation, biological process: translation. Gene Ontology annotation, molecular function: large ribosomal subunit rRNA binding; structural constituent of ribosome. Bases 83 to 583 code for a protein of 166 amino acids. Gene Ontology annotation, cellular component: cytosolic large ribosomal subunit; ribosome. The transcript has a single exon. The record is from RefSeq and is a predicted model, not a curated record. Lineage: Eukaryota; Viridiplantae; Streptophyta; Magnoliopsida; Lamiales; Acanthaceae.